AUAUCUUGAUAUGUUUUUUUCGUUGUUGUCAAAAACGAAAAAGAUAAUUCUGGUUGUUAGAAUACAGUAUGCUAUAUUUCUUUCGUUGCUUGUAUAAUAUGCUCCUUUAAAGAAGGCGGCUGCGCAGCCUCCCUUAAUACAGCCAGGACCCCUCGGAUCUGUCACUGGAGGCCCCAAGGUGUCUGCGAGAAAUUUAAAGCUGGACAGCGAUUUGGUCUGUGCAGCCGCUCUCCUCCUGAGGCACCGCCAUUGUUGUUGCUGAGGGUGUGAUUUUCAAGGCGGACGAUGCGGCGCUCCCUGUUAAUUUAGUAAGCGGGGUAUUCGAGGAGGAGGACACAAAGGAGGUCCGAGGGGCUGCCUCAGCUGUCAUCCUGAGGUGGAGGGAAUCCAGAACUGGUACAGGGUCAUCCUGACUGUCAUCAACCCCUCCCCUUCCCCCUCUUCCCACUCCCCCCGCAAACACCCUCCACCUCCAUCACGAUAGGGCUGUUGGUAAAUUGAAGGGAAAGAGCAACAAUAGUAAUAUUCUUCCCUCCCAGCCCUGUAAAAAAUGGAUCGUGAAAGAGAGAGUGAAGAUAAUUUAGAUUACUCAGUAGCAAAUGUAGAAAAGGCAUUACAUCAGUUGUACUAUGAUCCAAAUAUUGACAACAAGAACCUGGCACAGAAAUGGCUGAUGCAGGCACAAGUCUCUCCUCAAGCUUGGCAAUUUAGCUGGGCAUUGCUCAGUCCUAAUAAAGUGCCUGAGAUCCAGUAUUUUGGAGCCAGUGCCCUUCAUAUCAAGAUCUCCCGCUACUGGAACGAUAUCCCCUCAGAUCAAUGUGAGACUCUGAAAUCCCAACUUUUCAAUCAAAUAGCAUGUUUUGCCUCUGGCUCCAAGAUAGUGCUCACCAGACUUUGUGUAGCAUUAGCAUCACUGGCACUCAACAUGAUGCCUGAGAGUUGGCCAAAUGCAGUAGGUGACAUGGUCAAGAUGUUCCAGACUGAAAGUUCAGAUGUGGAUGGCAAAGCUAGGUGUAUGGCUUUGCUGGAACUACUAACUGUCCUCCCUGAAGAGUUCCAAACAAGUCGCCUGCCUCAGUGUCGGAAAGGUGUAGUGCGAAAUGCCCUAGCACAAGAGUCUGGUGCUGUCUUUCCUCUUCUACAGCAGCUACUACAGACAGAUUCUCCUGUGUUUAUCAGCCAGAAGGCUCUCAAGUGUUUCUCAAGCUGGGUACAACUGGAUGUUCCUCUCCUGGAUUGUGAGUGUUUGAUGCAGGCCUCGUUUACUUCUCUACAGAAUGCCGAGCUCUUUGACACAGCAGUUGAAGCCCUUGUCAAUGCUAUCUCCCAGCCUGAUGCUCAAAGAUAUGUAAACACAUUACUGAAGCUGAUCCCUCAGGUCCUGCAAUUGCAGGAGCAGCUGAGACAAGCUGUUCAAAAUGGAGACAUGGAGACAUCACAUGGUAUCUGCAGAAUCGCUGUGGCUCUUGGAGAAAAUCACUCAAGAGCCUUGUUGGAGCAAGUGGAGCACUGGCAAACUUUUCUAGCACUUGUCAACAUGAUCAUGUUUUGCACAGGAAUUCCAGGCCACUACCCAGUGAAUGAAACUACAAGCUCUUUAACCCUUACAUUCUGGUAUACACUUCAGGAUGACAUAAUGUCAUUUGAGGCUGAGAAACAGGUGGUGUAUCUACAGGUUUAUCGUCCUGUUUACUUUCAACUAGUUGAUGUUCUGCUGCACAAGGCUCAGUUUCCCUCCGAUGAAGAAUAUUCCUCCUGGUCUUCUGAUGAAAAAGAGCAAUUUAGGAUAUACAGGGUUGAUAUUUCUGAUACCUUGAUGUAUGUAUAUGAGAUGCUGGGAGCUGAGUUGUUAAGUAACCUCUACGACAAACUAGGAAGGCUUUUAACUAACACUGAGCAACCAACCUCAUGGCAGCACAUUGAAGCCUGUUUGUAUGGGUUUCAAUCUAUUGCAGAAACCAAUGAUGUCAACUAUUCCGAUGUUAUUCCAGGCUUGAUUGGACUUAUCCCAAGGAUAAAUAUCAGCAAUGUGCAGCUAGCUGACACUGUGAUGUUUACCAUAGGUGCUCUAGCUGAAUGGCUGGCUGAUCACCCAGUGAUGAUUAACAGUGUAUUGCCAUUGGUAUUGCAUGCUUUGGGCAACCCAGAGCUUUCCAUAUCCAGUGUUUCCACACUGAAGAAGAUCUGUAGAGAAUGCAAGUAUGACCUACCUCCCUAUGCUGCUAAUAUUGUGGCUGUUUCUCAGGAAGUUUUAAUGAAACAAAUUCAUAAGACAAGUCAAUGUAUGUGGCUGAUGCAGGCACUGGGAUUCCUGCUCUCUGCUCUCCAGGUGGAGGAAAUCCUUAGGAACCUGCACUCCCUCAUCAGCCCCUACAUCCAGCAGCUGGAGAAACUUGCUGAUGAGCCGCCAAAUCCAUCAAAUAAACUAGCAAUAAUACAUAUUUUGGGUCUGUUGUCCAAUUUGUUCACCACAUUGGAUAUCAGUCACCAUGACGAUGAGCCAGAAGGCACUGAAGCAAAGAAAAAACCCACCUUGCAAGGACCCAACCCUGUUGUGGUGGUCCUCCAACAGGUCUUCCAACUCAUACAGAAAGUGUUGUCUAAAUGGCUGAAUGAUGCUCAGGUUGUUGAGGCUGUUUGUGCAAUCUUUGAAAAGUCUGUGAAAACUCUUCUGGAUGAUUUUGCUCCCAUGAUUCCACAGCUUUCAGAAAUGCUGGGUCAGAUGUACAGUACCAUCCCACAGGCAUCUGCAUUGGAACUAACACGACAGCUGGUGCAUAUAUUUGCCAAUGAUUCAACCCACUUUGUCCCAGUAAAGGCUCUAUUCCUUCUCGUUACAUCUGUGACCCUCUCAAUUUUCCAACAAGGACCCAGGGAUCAUCCUGAUAUUGUUGAUUCAUUUAUGCAACUCCUGGCACAGGCUCUCAAAAGGAAACCAGAUUUGUUUUUAGCAGAGAACUGUGAUGUGAAGGCCUUAUUUCAAUGUGGGGUCAUAUCUUUGAAAUUUCCAGAAGCCCCAACAGUGAAAGCAACGUGUGCAUUCUUUACUGAGCUGCUGCCACGUUGUCGGGAAAUACAGCCUAUUGGCUUAGUUGUCCAUGAAAAUGGGAAACUCUUGCUACAAGCAACUCUAGAAGCUAUUGGUGGUCAAGCCCCAAGGAGUCUGAUGGAUCAUUUUGCAGAGAUACUGUUUGCUUUGAACAAGCAUUGUGUUACCUACUUGAGCAUUUGGUUAAAGGAAGUGAUGCAGCAACAGAAUUUCCCAUCAAGCCGCCUUACACAAGGACAAAAAGAAACAUUUAGCCAACAAAUUUUAAGAGACAGAGUGAAUAAAAGGCGAGUAAAGGACAUUGUUAAGGAGUUCACGUUAUUGUGCAGGGGUCUUCAUGGCACAGAAUAUGCAGCCGAGUAUUGAAGCUGUGUAAUUACAUUGAAGUGUCACUCCUUUAAUAGCAUGCUUCCUACAUCCUCAACACAUUUGCACCGUUUCCUUCUGUAAAAAUGCAUUCUAGCGUGAAGGAUUUUUUUAAGCAACAAAUGGGCUUCUGUCUGCACUACAGGAUUCGAGAAGAAAAAACAUGCACUUGUGUGCAGCCAUAUUAAGAGGCUUUGUUUUUUAAAAAGAUAAAGGACUUCCUAUCAUAGGAUUUGGUCAUUUAAACGAGGAAAUGUGCCAGGAAUGUUCUGGCAUAAGCUGUCCUGACUUGCAAGUAAUUUGUGUACAUGUUCUGUGUCGUAAUUAAAGCUUUAUGGAAGCAAUAUAACUUGCUGCUGGAGUCCUGUGAUUUUGGCACUUUGUAAACACAACAAUAUCUUCUGGAGGGAGAAAUCCCAGAUGAAUCAGCUGUGGAAUAUUACUGGUGAUGCUGCUACAAUGUCUGAAACCAUUUUAAGCAAAUCUAGUAUUUUAGUUUUCUUUUUGUUUUUAAUUUAAUGACGUGGUGAUGUGGGCUCCUGUUAUAAUGUAAAAAGUGGAGAAUGUUGCAACAGUCUGGGAAUUUAAAAAAUCUUUGGAUCGUAACAAUUGCAAUUUGAGAGUUUCAAAACUUUGCAUGUUUAUUUAAAAGAAACUGAGAAAUACCAGAGCUUUGAGUCAUCCAUUCUGACUACUGAUAAAGUAAGCCUUGGUCUAAGUAAAGGUCCUCACUGAUCGUACUUCUGGAAUGGUUAAGGCAAUGAAUUGAAGAAAAGCAGUCAGAACUCCUCCAAAGCUUUGAGGCUCUGUAAGCUUUGUUACAGUCCUAUUUCAUUUCAUAACUUUUAAAUUUUUUGUAAUAUAUGCUGUGUGCUACUUUCUGUACAAAAACCAGUACCACCUUAAUGUAACUCCAAGCUGUCCUUGUUACCUUGUAACUUGUUUACUUGUGCUUCUAGAACUUUCUGGAAGUUCCACAGCCAUGAGAUAUAUUCUGGUCUCGGAAGUAAAAUGGAAAGCCCACUAGUAAAAUCUCGAUAAGAAAUGACUGUAGCCUAUUGGUUUUCUAUUGUGAAAUAAAGCUUCACUUGUA
Messenger RNA from Carcharodon carcharias (great white shark), 4508 nucleotides. RefSeq names its product importin 13b (gene ipo13b). Bases 551 to 3415 code for a protein of 954 amino acids. NCBI's taxonomy places the organism in Eukaryota, Metazoa, Chordata, Chondrichthyes, Lamniformes, Lamnidae. Gene Ontology annotation, biological process: protein import into nucleus. Gene Ontology annotation, cellular component: cytoplasm; nuclear membrane. The record is from RefSeq and is a predicted model, not a curated record. Gene Ontology annotation, molecular function: small GTPase binding. The transcript has 20 exons.